Peniophora sp. CBMAI 1063 is the source of this 333-nucleotide messenger RNA. NCBI's taxonomy places the organism in Eukaryota, Fungi, Basidiomycota, Agaricomycetes, Russulales, Peniophoraceae. The record is from the annotation of a GenBank genome assembly.
AUGUCUUCUUCCAUGCGCUCUGGUGACAUCCGCUCGGCUGAGGACAUCCCCACCAGCGAGAUCAACCACGUUGCUGGCGGCCACAAGGCCAACCUCGCCAACGAGCGCACCUCGGAGGAGAGCAAGCAGCACUCCCGCGCUCAGCUCGACGAGCUCGAGUCGUCCGGCCGCGUGGGCGGCGCAUCCCGCGAGCACACCGACAAGAAGAACACCAACAACGUCCUCGGCGGUUUCAAAGCCACCAUCAACAACCCCAACACCGGCGACGAGGCCAAGGAGAAGGCGCGCAACGUCCUCCGCGAGCACGACGCGAUGGAGGACAAGUACGAGUAA